Pestalotiopsis fici W106-1 is the source of this 1005-nucleotide messenger RNA. RefSeq lists its product as uncharacterized. Gene Ontology annotation, molecular function: NAD binding; glyoxylate reductase (NADPH) activity; hydroxypyruvate reductase [NAD(P)H] activity. The record is from RefSeq and is a predicted model, not a curated record. Gene Ontology annotation, cellular component: cytosol. The transcript has 5 exons. Bases 1 to 1005 code for a protein of 334 amino acids. NCBI's taxonomy places the organism in Eukaryota, Fungi, Ascomycota, Sordariomycetes, Amphisphaeriales, Sporocadaceae.
AUGGCACUACCAAAGGUUCUUCUCCUUGGGAAGAUCGAUCACGCCACUGACUCGUGGAGUGCACUGUCGGACAUAGCCGACCUUGUGUUGUCAGACGCAGGCAGUAGGUCAGACUUCAUGAGAGAAUGUAUUAGUGGCAGAUAUGAGGGUGUCGUCGCCAUCUGCGAUCGAGCACCGUCUAGCCUCAAGGCAACCGGAAGAUACGACGAAGAACUGAUAUCGAUACUCCCCACGACCUUGAAGUUCAUAUGUCAUAAUGGUGCUGGCUAUGAUAAUAUCCAGAUCCCACCCUGUACCGCCCGCGGCAUCUUGGUGUCCAACUGCCCUGGCGUUGUUGAGAAUGCCACGGCUGAUGCGGCUGUCUUCCUGAUCCUGGCUGCCCUACGGGGGUUCAAUAACGGUAUAAUGGCCAUCAGAAACGGCACCUGGCUCGGCGCAGUUCCACCCCCACCGCUUGGGCAUGACCCGCAGGGCAAAACUCUGGGCAUCCUCGGCAUGGGCGGUAUCGGGCGCAACCUCAAGCGCAAGGCUGAGAUCUUCGGGAUGAGGGUCAUAUACCACAACCGAAGGCCACUUCCUAGUGGCGAUGCCGAUGGCGCCGAAUACGUGAGCUUCGAUGAGCUUCUGGCUACAAGUGACGUGCUGAGCCUUAACCUGCCGUUGAAUCUGAACACCCGCAAUAUCAUCUCGACGAGGGAGUUCGACAAGAUGAGGGAGGGCAUCGUCAUAGUCAACACUGCAAGAGGGGGCGUGAUGGACGAGAACGCCCUUGUCGAAGCCAUCAGCUCGGGGCGCGUACGGUCUGUAGGGCUAGAUGUGUAUCAGCAGGAGCCAAACAUCCAUCCUGGUCUGGUCUCAAACCCUCAUGUAUGCCUGAUUCCCCACAUGGGAACAUCGACUGUGGAGACCAAGACAGCUAUGGAGGAAUUGACGAUCAGCAAUAUUCGCUCGGCCUUGGAGACGGGAAGACUGAAGACUGUGGUACCCGAGCAAAAACAUAUAUAA